Messenger RNA from Stegastes partitus (bicolor damselfish), 6725 nucleotides. RefSeq names its product ubinuclein-2-like. The record is from RefSeq and is a predicted model, not a curated record. Gene Ontology annotation, cellular component: nucleus. Bases 331 to 4149 code for a protein of 1272 amino acids. Lineage: Eukaryota; Metazoa; Chordata; Actinopteri; Pomacentridae. Gene Ontology annotation, biological process: chromatin organization. The transcript is spliced from 17 exons.
CGUACGCGCAGGCGCAGCGACCCCUCUCUUCUGAUAUUUUAUUUACUCCCGAAACCCAAGAUGGCUCCUGUGAAUGUCUCAGUCCCGUAGCAAAUCGAGGAUGCAAGUAGCUGCCGAAAAAACAACUUUUCCCCGACCGUCGCGUCCCCUGGAGUUCAAUCCGUAUGUUGCGGAGGAGGCUCUAACGUCCGUGUAGGCACCGAGCAGCCGUCGGAGCUCCGCGAAAGCUUCUUCAAUCCCCCAAUUUGGAGUAGUUUCGCGAAGUAGCUCUUCUCCUCGCUGUCGCUGUCUGUCCGGAGCGAGGUUCAGGCAGGCAGGCAGCUCAUCCAAAUGGCCGAACCGAGAAAAGUGCAAUUUGUCACCCUCUCGGCCUUCGCAGCUGGAGCAGCCGCGGAGUCUAGGAAACGCCGGCUGGAGGAUGAGGCCGACUUCAACUUCAACAGAGCCGGGGAGGUCGAGGCAGCGACCGGGGCAGGAGGUGCUGCCAGCAACGGUCGUCUCGGUAAAACCGGCGACAGGGACAAGGCUACAGCCGAGAGGAGGGCGACUGUUCGGCUCAACCUGCCCCUGUCCGAGCCCGACGACCGCUCCUCCGCCGAGUUUAAUUACGGCGAACUCAUCCAAAACCUCCAGGCAAAGAAUAAUCUUCCGAGUUUGACUUCAGCCAACAAUCCCAACGAUCCCUUCAACGAUGAGGAGAGAGAGCGGCUCCAUGUUGAAGCCCUGGCCAAAAAGUUUGAAAAUAAAUAUGGUAACACAGGAAAGAAGAAAAGGAAGGACAGAAUGCAAGAUUUGAUUGAUAUUGGGUUUGGCUAUGACGAGACAGACCCCUUUAUAGACAACUCAGAAGCUUAUGAUGAGCUGGUGCCUGCGUCUCUGACCACAAAGCUGGGGGGAUUUUACAUCAACACUGGCACGCUGCAGUUCAGAGCGGCCUCUGACUCCGAGGGAGAGGAGGACAAGAAGCUGAACAAAGACAAGGAGCAGGUGGUGAAGAAGAGGAAAAAGAAGGAAGUGAACAACCUGGAGGAGAAGAACCCGAAGAAGAACAAAGUACCCAAACAGGGAGUGACAGCUCUGAGCCUCCACCGGCCAGAGAAGAAGAAGAGGAAGAAGCUGAUGAAGGACUCGCUGUAUCUGGCGGCCAUGCUCCGCCGCUUCACCCGGGAGAAGGAAGAGAUGAGGAAAAGGAACCCCAACAUGGCUCACCCCGGCCUGGCAGGAGGUGUGGCUAACAAGCCCCACUCCGGCAACUCAACGAACCACCUGUUAGCCUCGAACUCCACUCACCCGCAGGGCAACGCAGCCGGCAACGACCUCUCGCUGGCAGACCUCACCUCGGACCCCGCUGUGAUGUCACUGCUGGGCUCGGCCAACGAGAAGGAGCUGCAGGAUCUCCUAGGCGACCUGGACUUCAGCUUGUUGGACACUGACCAGCAGCACGCCAUGGCGACCGCCAGAGAGAACGGCAUUCUGGGAGUCGGUGUUCCGGCUCAUAAAGCGGCGGCGGCGGCGGCAGCAGCAGUAGGAGGAGGUGGCCAAGGGCGAGGCCUGGGGUCUUCCAGUGGACUGUUUUCCCCGCCCCCGCUCCCCAGUGGACUGCCUGCUCCUCUUAUUAAACGCAUCGAGGACCUGCGGGCGGCCUCGCGGCAGUUUGAUCAGGAGGGCAGGAAGAAAUUUUUCACCCUGGACAUGAAUAACAUUCUCCUGGAUAUUGAGCUGCAGGUCCAGGAGCAGCCUCCCGAGGUGCGCACAGAUAUCUACACGCACAUGGAGGCAUUUGUGCCGUGCAAUAAAGAAGCGCUCCUCAAACGCCUGAAGAAACUCAGCCUCAACAUCCAGGACGAUCGCCUGCGGACGCCGCUGUUGAAGCUGAAGCUGGCGGUGUGCAGCGUGAUGCCUGAGCAGAUAGCAAAAUAUAACAUGGACUGCAUGGCCAAGGUUGCAAAGCAGCAGUCGGAGGAGGGAGAUAAAAACGGCUCAGAGGAGGAGGAUGAGGAGAAACCUGGGAAAAGAGUGAUGGGUCCACGGAAGAAGUUUGUCUGGGAUGACAAGCUCAGGAACCUGCUGUGCAGCUUGGUGCGAGUAAAGCUGAGCUGCUAUGAGAUGGAGAAUCAGUGCUCUCUGUCUGUGGAGGACUACCUCAAGGCCUUCUUAGAGAAUGAGGUCAAACCACUAUGGCCUAAGGGCUGGAUGCAGACCAGGAUUCUGUUCAAGGAAAGUCUCACCGUUCACAAUCACCUCACUGGAAACCUAGUCAAGAGGAGGAUGGUGCCUGGACCCAAGGCCAAAGCCAAGGAGGGUCUUUGGAUCCACAAGCCGCCUCUCACCAUGACCUCCACUCCAUCUCUGCCCACCUCCACAUCCGUUCUGACGUCCAGCCGCCAGCCCCCCUCCUCGUCCUCGCCCUCGGAGCCCAUCUGUCUGUCGGACUCCCUGGACGAGGACCUGACCGCUCCGUCUCUGGACUCCAUCUCUCACGCUCUGGCCCUCCUCAGCAACGCAUCCAAGGGCCUGGGCCCCUCGGACAGCCCCUUGUCGCCUCCUCCGCUGCAAAUACCCACCUCUUCUCCUCCUCCCGUCGCUCCUCACUACCCCUCGGCCUCUCAGCUCUCCGCCUCGGUCGCAUCAACGCAGCAACAUUCCCUGUCGAAGGUGGAGAACGCUCCGCUGGCAGCUGCGUCUGCUGGGAACUUGCCAACAUCCACAACGCUACCAACCUCCUCUUCUACCUCCUGUUCCUCGUCUCCGGUGGUCUCCUCCAUGGCUCGUGUGCAGGCGGCAGGCCUGUCGUUGGCCUCCAGGACUGCAGAUGGUCACUACGGCCCAAUCAAAGGAUCUGGCGCCAUGGGCCAAACCCAGACUCAGAGACAUGUUACCAUGGCACUGCCCAAUCACAGAACGACCUCUGUGAUAGGCAAGAUGCGUCCACACCCCUCCCCUUCGCCCCCAAAGCAGCGGCCUCCUCCCACAGCUUCCCCUCUGCUGCCUCCCCAUCAGAAAGGCUUUGCCAGCCCAGUGGGGAUACUGGGAGCUUUGGGAGCCACUCCAGGACUGACCAAGAGCAGUGCCAAAUCCAGCGGCAUCAGCAGCAACGGCAGCAUCUUGAACAGCAACAUCACACCUUCUUCCUCCCCCUCGCCUCAGUCCCGCUCCAACUCUACCUCCCACCACGGCCUGCAGUCCUUCUGCCCUCCCUCUCCUGCUGCCUCCUCACCAUCCCCCACCUCCCACACCUCGCACACCUCCCACACCUCACACUCCUCUCAAGGUAAAUCCCACACACACCACCACCACCAGCCCAACUUCAUCACACCCAUGCAGGCCACCCUCACCAAGUCCUCCCACAGCAGCAACUCGUCCCCCAUCAUCAAACUCACCCCUCGGCCUCCUGCACCCACCCCACCUCCCUCCUCCUCCCCCUCACCUUCAUCCUCACCCUCACACCCGCUCCCCCAUCAGAUGAUCCCCAGCCAACAGCAGCAGCACCAGUACUCUCCCAAAACCCCCAAGACUUUUCGGCCUCCCUUCAACGUCGGGCAGGUGAAGCAGACGCAGGGCGGCUGCAGCUUUGUCGGGGGGGCGAAACCUCAGUCCACCACUAGCAACAGUAGCAUCAACAACAACUCCAACAACAAAGGAGUGGUAUCAGCAGUCUGCAGUCAUCCAGACAAAACUUCCCUGUCUCCUGCACCUUCAGUCUCAGCCAAUCACGGGCAGAGGCAGAGGGUGGUGGGCGGGGCCAACCAGGGCUCAAAAGCAGGAAAUGGUUGGGCGGCUUCAGGGACUUUGGCCACGUCCUCCACAACGUCACACCUCUCACAGGUAUCAAGCGCAGGCUCUCCACUCCUGGGCAGCCCCUCUGCUCUGCCCCUGGGCUUCGGGAUGUUAGGAGGCCUCGUGCCCGUCUCGCUACCCUUCCAGUUUCCCUCAUUGCUCAAUUUCAGCCCUCCUGGAGCCCCAGGGGCAGCUGGCAUGGGCUCAGCCCCCAGCUCCAACUCAGGAUACCCGCUAGCACAGAGCGACCUAAUGGAUCUGUAUAAGAGUCUCCAGUCAGGGUCGCAGGCUGCCCUACCUCCUCACUUGCAGCUUGCUUUCUCAGAUGCGAACCAAAGCCAGGGUGGAGACAUGAAGAGGAAAACCCACUGACCAAUAACAGCGCAGGAGACGACGCCAGCGGGGCGACAUCACAGCCCGCUGGACGCGUCCACCAAUAGGAAUCUUCACUUUGACUGACAGGAUGAUGUGGUAUGAGGGGGCGGGGCUCCACUGCCUCUUUUAAAAGAAAAAAAACAACAACGGACCUAAAAGAGAAUCCUCGCUACAAGUGGCAAUGAUGAAUUAAUUUAACUGUCUUUUUUUUUUUUCUUUUUUCUAAUGAACCGGGUAUGAGAACAAGACGGCGCGAAUGACGAGAACACUUAUUUUUGUUCGGCUUAUUUUAUUUUUUUUUUUUGUCAACAUGUUUACAUAUGACCGACCUUGAUCACUGUGGAAUGAGUGUGAGCGAGGUGGUGGUACAGAUGAGAGUAGUAGUACGCUACAUAAUAUAAUUUGUAUUUAAGCUUAUGUGGAAUAACAGGACUCUUGUUCUUUGCAGUACAAAAAAGAAAAAAAAAGAAAAACAGACUGAGUAAUGAUUUUUCGUUUUUCUGUCUUUCGUCUCAGAUGUGGGAAUUGUCGUGUCUGUAGAAGUUUAUCGUUGGUCACCUCUGCUCCCACAAAUGACUGUUAAGUAGUAGCUUAAAUUAAUAUUGAUAAAUUAUUUGUAAUUUACACAGGGACAAAACACAUGUUGUGCGUGCGAGUGGUGAGGUUGAUUUGAAUGCGUGUAUGUAUAUAAAAAAAAAAAAACACAAUAUACUGUUAAAUUCUUUCCAGAUUAUUAUUAUUAUGACUGGGUAAGGAUGCGUAUCCCCCUUUCACAAUAAUGAGCAAGUGUAAGUUUGAUGCCCCUCUCUUGCUCAGUGUGUUUUUUUGGUGCUGUUUAAUCACACUGGACCUUUUCUGGGAAAACAUAAAAAAAAAAAAAAAAAAAGACUUGAAUUGAAUAAAGUUCUGGGCUCCUCUUCUGGACAGAGGAAGCGCCUGUGAGAGAGGGGAGAAUCGACAAGAUUGUAGCCUACUUGAAUUGUUUUUUUUGUUUUUAUUCCUCUUUGUUUUUUUAUUUUAUUUUAUUUUAUUUUAAAUGAAUUAAGUUGUUUUUUUUUCUCUGCUUAUUGACUCAAACCAACUUAAUAUAACAAAAACGCCUUAGUUUGUAUUGAAAAAGUAUGAAAAAGAUCUAUGCAGGACUGUAAAACGCUCAAUGCAAAAGUGCAAGUCGUGGCUUGGCUUUCAACCUCUACUCAACUUGUCAGUGCAUUUCUGGAGUUGUGAAUGUUUGUAGAUGCUGUUCUGUCACUCGAGACUCCUUUGUGUUUUUUUUCCGAUGUGUGUUCAGACAGAAAGCGGAGUGAGUUUUAGACGCAGCGCAAAGGCAGCGACAACAGAAUAAAGCUAUUUAUUGCAAUUGGCCUGAAGCAUGUCUGUGCACAGGAAGUGUUUCACAAUAAAGGUUUUAAAAAAACAAAACAACAACUUCUGAUUUAGGAGUGUUCACAUGUUUUUAAGAAGAGGUUAGCUUUGUGCUGAUCUGACCAAAUAAACCGCACAAAUGAGCUACAAGUUGUCGUGUUACACAUUUCUAGAAGUUUCUUCUAACGUGAAAGCAAAUGCAGAUUCUAGUUCUUACAAAACAUCCCUCAGUUUGAUUUUAUUGGUAUUAAAAUUCUUGUAUUUGCAGCCGAUUAUUUGCAAACACUUGCAAAUAUUCGUGUGCUGCGUUCAAGUGUUGUCAUUUAAGCGGGAAUUGGGAACUUUUAUGGGAGUUAUGCACUGUUUGUUUUUGGUUUUAUAAACUUAUAUAAAUACAAAAAACAGACACACACUUAAAAAAAAAGCUCAUUUAGGCUGUUUAUCUGGUUUGACUACAAGGUUAGCAUGCAGGCUAACCACACCGGAACAAUGCUUCAAAGCCAAAGCAACGCUGUGUCCUCAGUGUACCGAUUGUGUAUUUAAACAAGUCUUUAUAAAUCUAUUUCUGUCCCAAUUAAUCUAGAUUAAAAGAAAAGGGUCACAGGGUCAAACACAUCCACUCUGCUGCUGCUGCUGCUGUUAGCCGUUUAGCUUAACCUUUGUACAGGCGGCUACACAAACAGCCCGCUUGUCAACUAAACGCUGCAGAGCUAAAACUGACUUCAGCGCGUCUGAACACCGGUAGAGAAACCUUCCUUCAGCUGAAUACCUCCGUUAACAAAACUGUUCUUCCUGAGUCUCUCUGUCCUCCGCAGACUAGUUCCCGCCCUCCUCCAUGUGCGUCUGGCUGACCGGCUGCACCGAGAACGACGCCAAAGAUUGUUCUGUAGCUCCUCACGAUGGGGUGCUGCUGGUUAGAGUGUGUGUGGGUUUUUAUUUUAUUUUAUUUUUUUUGGUGAGACUAUUCCCACAUUUACCCCCAAAAUGUAAACCCCAUGCGUGUCUGCGUGGUCCUUCGGGAUGUCAUUGUGAAGUCAUGUGACUGGAGCAGUGGGUGACAUCUUAUACAUUGUGCUUUCUUUGGGGGUGGGGUGGGGAGGGGGGGAGAUUAAAAAUGUCAUUUCGUGGUUAUCUGGUUACUUAAUUUGGUCUUUUGUAGAUUAUUUUUCUGUGUCUAUUAUGAAAUUAAACAAAACAGGUGGUUUUCA